Camellia sinensis is the source of this 804-nucleotide messenger RNA. The record is from RefSeq and is a predicted model, not a curated record. Lineage: Eukaryota; Viridiplantae; Streptophyta; Magnoliopsida; Ericales; Theaceae.
AUGGAGUGUCUACACCGUGCAUCUGUUACUUGUUACAGGUGUGGCAAAGUUGGCCACAUAAUGAAAGAUUGUCCACUCGGGUUUGAGAAUGCCAACCACCCCACAGCAAGUUCAACCGGAUCUGCUUCUGUAGCGAGGUCAAAUGCAAGAACUAAUGCCAGAGGUAACGCUGGGAAUGAAACGUUAAGGCAAGGGAGAGUGUUCGCACUAGUGCUUGGGAAUGUACAGAACACCGAGUCUGUGGUGUUAGGUAUAAUUUCCACUUGUGCCCAAAAUGCAUAUGUCUUGAUAGAUUCUGGUUCUACACACUCAUUUGUGUCGUAUGUCUUUUCUCGAAAAUUAACUAGACCUUUAGAACCCAUGAAUUAUUUAUUGUCCAUAUCUAAGCCAUCUGGGGGUUCUAUGAUAUAUGCUUAUGUCUAUCCAGCAUGUGAUAUUGUGAUUGGUAAUGUGACAUUGUAUGUUGAUUUAUUGCCAUUGGAUAUUGAUCAUUUUGACUGCAUACUGGGUAUGGACUGGUUGACGAAUAUCUUAGUUGUCAUUUCUGCUCAGCCUACAAUCAUUGAAGAAAUUGGAAAGAAACAACUUGAAGAUGAGUUAUUGAAGAAAAUUGUUGAUGAGAUUGACUCAAAACUGAGGUCGGAAUUUGUGCUUACUAAUACUGUGUUGAAAUUUCAGAAUAGACUUUGUGUACCGGAUUGUUCUGACUUGAGGAAACGUGUUAUGACUGAAACUCACAAUUCUAAAUUUUUUAUGCAUUCGGGGAAUACGAAGAUGUACCAUGAAUUGAAACAAAAUUUCUGA